UGUUAACACGAAUCUUUCCCAUACAAGGUGAAUUCUUACUUAAAGAAAUGGGACAACGAGUGUCACGGAGUGAUUUUGAAUGGGUCCAAGGUGACCAGGUUCAUACAAGCCGGCGUGAGGUUAUGCUGAAGAAAUAUCCGCAGAUUAAGAAAUUGUUCGGAGUAGAUCCCACACUAAAGUAUAAAGUAACCGCUUUAGUCCUGGCGCAGUGUUUUAUGUUAUAUGUGAUGCAGAACCAGUCGUGGAAAAUGAUUUUUCUUGUUGCGUACUUUAUCGGAGCUGUAAUUAACCACUCACUCAUGGUGGCUAGUCAUGAAAUUGUUCACAAUUUAGUGUUCGGUCACGCCAGACCUUUGGCUAAUCGUUACUUCGGGAUGUGGUGUAACUUACCGAUAGGUGUUCCCUUCACGAUAACCUAUAAAAAAUACCACACACUGCAUCACAGAUAUUUAUCGAUGGAUGUUCUGGACCAUGACAUUCCAACGGCAACCGAGGCGAGUUUGUUCACAACUACUUUCGGCAAGUUAAUAUUUCUCAUUGUUCAACCGGUGUUUUUCGUGUUCCGACCGUUCUUCAUCAAUCCGCUGCCAAUUGAAAGGUUGGAAAUUGUGAACGCCAUAGUGCAAAUCAUUUUCGACACGUUGGUUGUGGCCGUGUUCGGAUAUAAAAUGCUCUGGUACAUGUUGAUAAGUUCGUAUUGCGCGUUGAGUCUUCACCCUGUCUCAGGACACCUGAUUUCCGAUCACUACAUGUUCAAGCAAGGAUUCGAAACGUACUCUUACUACGGUCCACUGAACAGGAUCCAUUUCAACGUGGGCUACCACAACGAACAUCACGAUUUUCCUUCGAUCCCAGGCAGCAAGUUGCCCGAGCUGAAGCAAACCGCACCGGAGUUCUACGAAACGAUACCUUAUCAUACGUCCUACCUGCGGGUAUUUUAUGAUUUUGUAACAGAUCCCGCCAUCGGACUCUACGCAAGAAUGAAACGAAAGACUGCAGAGAAAAGCCAAUGAAGGUGUGAAUAGUUUUGGUGUCAUUAUUAGUAUUAAUCAGAUGAAAAGAAGAUGUGCUGCGGAGCAAGGUUCGCCAUUUUAUUUUGGUUUAUGGGGAUGUGGACCAUUUCACGCGUAUUUCACGAAUCAAUCCGGAUAAAUCACUUCUUAACAAGCGACAAACUUGCACUGUUAUGUGGUUGUGAUAUAAAACUAUUGAAUAUGAAUAUGAAUUGAAAAUAUGACAUGAUUGAAAAAAUGGUGCGUUUGAUUGAAGUGGUAACUUCGACAUCUUGAAAAGUUAUAAGCAACUGUCAAAAUGUUGAAAAAAUAUUUUUUAUUUUUCUUUAGUUGAACGAUUUUCAACUUUGCCAAGGACACCAUUUCAACUAAACGCAUCCUUUUCCAAAAUAUCAUAAUAUUUGUAAUGUAGUGUGAAAUCAAAAAUAACAAAUCGCUCACAGAGGAGAGAAUUACUCAGAAUUAUCCUUUAUCUGAUGAAAAAUUGCUCAACAAAGUACUGACAGAUGCGAGUCAGGGUACAUCAGUCUAAACAGUUGUAGUGUUUUAAACUGAUGUAUACCCUCCUUAAGCUAGAAAUCGAGUCUCGUCAAAUUAAUUUUUAACAGUCUUGCUUACUGGUAAUCUAAUUGAUAUUAUGACGAAACGCUACGAAAGGUUAAAUCGAAAAUAGUUGUAAAA
Messenger RNA from Wyeomyia smithii (pitcher-plant mosquito), 1694 nucleotides. Its product is annotated as sphingolipid delta(4)-desaturase DES1-like. The transcript has a single exon. Gene Ontology annotation, biological process: ceramide biosynthetic process. Gene Ontology annotation, cellular component: membrane. Bases 48 to 1013 code for a protein of 321 amino acids. NCBI's taxonomy places the organism in Eukaryota, Metazoa, Arthropoda, Insecta, Diptera, Culicidae. Gene Ontology annotation, molecular function: sphingolipid delta-4 desaturase activity. The record is from RefSeq and is a predicted model, not a curated record.